Molecule: messenger RNA, 2169 nt
Organism: Alternaria novae-zelandiae
Lineage: Eukaryota; Fungi; Ascomycota; Dothideomycetes; Pleosporales; Pleosporaceae
Exons: 3
Coding region: 1-2169 (722 amino acids)
Biological process (GO): regulation of translational fidelity
Cellular component (GO): cytoplasm
Molecular function (GO): double-stranded RNA binding; tRNA binding; nucleotidyltransferase activity
Source: RefSeq, a predicted model, not a curated record
AUGGCAGAAUACGUUCGUGUCGCCAAAGAUUUUGGCCAAGACUUCGAGACACACCGAAUCCGGCUUCAUCUAUCCGAGAUCCGGUUAUCUCAUUGGGGUAGCGUGGUUGGGAUUACAGACAUGGACGCUGAAACACCUCUUCGUUGCUCUCCCGAGGAGCAAGAGGUCGCGCAACGGACGCUUAAGCAGAUCAUUAAGCUAUUUCAGGUCACAGAGGAGAAGGCUAAAGGUUUGGAGAGAAGAUCGUCAGAGCCUGAGCUUAGCGAUCGUAUGAGGAAGUUGUGUGAUAAGAUGAACAAGCUGGCUCUGGGGAGAACGAACAAAGCAUCCAAGGCGAAGGACGGUCUGUACGCGAAGACGAAGUGGGCACUGUUCUCGCGUGAAGGAUUCGUCAACCUAGUCGAGUCUAUUACCAGCUUAGUCACCGAUCUUGUAUCCGCUUUCCCAGACGGCAUCAGGGAGAAGAGGGAGCGAUUGUGCGACGAGGACGCAGCGGAGCUCGUUGCGAAUGAACCAGAACUCUCAACCUUGUUGAAGGACGCCUUGGGCAAGGAUGACGAACAGAUGCAGGGCGCGUUACAGAAGGCUGUUGCUGCGACGCAUCAGAAUACCGCUACGUUCUCUGGAUCUGAUGUCAAACCCACGAAACAUUCACUUCAACUCGUUCCAAUACGUUCUUUGGUGCAAGUCGCUGCAUCAGAGCCCCGCCGCGUUCCGAUUACCACGCUGAGAAGAUCGAUUACCUUCUCCACACCCGCCGCAUUCAAACUCUACGAGCCGAUUACUGCGGCCGCCCGGACUACACGCGAUAACUCUGUCGCAAAUAUGCCUGAGACUAGCGUUAGACGCGUAGAUCCCCAUAAACUGGGAAAAAUCACGUUCAAGAAGUCGGAGGACUUGAUCGAUGAAUGGGACAUAGAAUACGACGGUACAGAGGGCGAGGCUAAUGCCGGAACACUGAAGCAAGCAGCGGAGGAGCUUGUGAAUACAAACACCCCAGUCGCCUUUCCUACGGAGACUGUAUACGGACUCGGCGCGGAUGCGACAAGAAGCGCGGCGGUAAAGGAGAUCUUCGCGAGUAAAGGACGACCAGCCGACAACCCUUUGAUCGUCCAUAUACACUCUUUACCUCAGCUACGAGCGCUGCUUCUGGGCAAACUAGACGUGGUAGGAGACGGGAAGGAUGCUGGAAAGGACCCCAUACCGGAUAUCUACCGGCCGGUGAUUGAGCGCUUCUGGCCUGGACCGCUUACCAUCAUCUUACCGGCUCCCGAGAAUUCGAUCCUCGCACCCGAAGUCACAGCAGGCCUUCCUACCUUCGGCGCACGAAUGCCGCGUUCUAUCAUAGCCCUGUCCUUGUUACGGCUAUGCGGUCGCCCACUCGCCGCACCAUCCGCAAACGCGUCCACACGACCUUCGCCCACCGCUGCGGAACACGUUUACGACGACUUGAACGGCAAGCUAAAUCUGAUAAUCGAUGGCGGGCCAUGCGAAGUGGGAGUUGAAAGCACAGUCAUAGACGGACUAUCGAGCCCACCUGCGAUACUGCGACCGGGUGGCAUUACUGUGGAACAAUUACGGCAAUGCCCAGGAUGGGAGAACGUAGUGGUCGGAUACAAGGAUAAGCAAGCGGAAGACUCGAGCAAACCGCGCGCCCCUGGAAUGAAGUACAGACACUAUAGUCCGAAGGCGUCGGUCCUUCUAUUUGAGGCAGGCGCGAACCAACCUACAUCGGACGAGCUGAAGAGCAAGAGGCGCAUUGGUGUCAUUCGGACCAGGAGUUGGGACAAAGUGUUGGGUUUGGGCGCCGAGAAGGUGAAGACAUCGGAUGCGAAUGGACCAGGAAUUUGCGCUUCACCGGACACGGCCGCUUCUUUAGACGCCAACGACUCGCCGUCGCGCCUUUCGAACCUUCUGCGGUCUGUCACUCAGCACCAGAUACCGCACGCCGACCACUACAUUGUGAAGCCUGAGGCAGUCCAGGUUUGGGAGAUCAACCUUGGUGCGAAGACCGAGGAUGUUGCCAGAGGCCUAUUUUCAGCACUAAGAGAGCUCGACAAGAAAGGCGUUGAGGUCAUAUAUGUGGAGGGUAUCGACGAUAAGACUGGUGACGAUAUUGCCGCCGCGGUCAUGAACCGACUCAGAAAAGCGGCAGAGAUCAGGAUAUGA